Molecule: messenger RNA, 2104 nt
Organism: Musca vetustissima
Lineage: Eukaryota; Metazoa; Arthropoda; Insecta; Diptera; Muscidae
Gene: mAChR-A
Product: muscarinic acetylcholine receptor DM1
Exons: 4
Coding region: 1-2085 (694 amino acids)
Biological process (GO): chemical synaptic transmission; adenylate cyclase-inhibiting G protein-coupled acetylcholine receptor signaling pathway; G protein-coupled receptor signaling pathway, coupled to cyclic nucleotide second messenger
Cellular component (GO): dendrite; synapse; plasma membrane
Molecular function (GO): G protein-coupled acetylcholine receptor activity; G protein-coupled serotonin receptor activity
Source: RefSeq, a predicted model, not a curated record
AUGACGUCAUACAUAAGCUUGGCGCUUGCUGCUCAUGGCCCACCAAUCAUUUUGGAGCCCCUGGUUCCAUCAUUCAGGACGACGACUACGACCACCACCACAACGACAACGACGACUACAACCCCAACGCCUCCGACAUCAUCAGGAAGUCAUAACUUCCCACAUGUCACUCUCAUGUCGGAUAUCCUUGACAAUAUCACAGCUGUUGUACUGUUUGGAAAUGAGUCCGUCACAGGGAUACAUACAAAUCUUACAACUAUUUUGGAACCGCGCGGACCACGUUAUUCACUGUCGUCGAUGAUUUUAAUGGGUGUCAUAGCGGGCAUUCUCAGUUUGCUGACAGUGGUGGGCAACGUUAUGGUGAUGAUAUCCUUUAAAAUCGACAAGCAACUGCAAACUAUAAGCAAUUACUUUUUGUUCUCAUUGGCAAUUGCCGAUUUUGCAAUUGGCCUGAUAUCGAUGCCUUUGUUUGCUGUCUCCACCAUAGUCGGAUAUUGGCCUCUUGGGCCGCACAUUUGUGACACCUGGCUAGCCUUAGACUACUUAGCCUCGAACGCCUCAGUUCUUAAUCUUCUAAUAAUCAGCUUUGAUCGAUACUUCAGCGUCACAAGGCCUCUCACCUACCGGGCCAAAAGAACGACUAAUAGAGCUGCCUGCAUGAUAGCUGCCGCCUGGGGAAUAAGUCUGAUUCUCUGGCCUCCUUGGAUCUACAGUUGGCCGUACAUUGAGGGCAAACGAACGGUUCCACAGGAUGAAUGCUACAUUCAGUUCAUUGAAACCAAUCAAUAUAUCACAUUUCUAACUGCGCUGGCGGCGUUUUAUUUCCCAGUAACAAUAAUGUGUUUCCUAUAUUACCGAAUAUGGAAGGAAACCAAGAAACGCCAGAAGGACUUGCCAAAUUUACAGGCUGGGAAGAAGGAUUCGUCUAAACGUUCCAAUUCGAGUGAUGAGAAUACAGUUAUUAACCACACUGGUGCUAUGCUGUCUAUAACACAACUAGGGGGUGUGGGUGGUGACCACGAAACUUGGAGACGGCCACGUUCCGAAUCGUCUGCUGAUGCUGAAAGUGUUUACAUACCCAACAUGAUAAUUGAUCCCAGUUACCAAGGAAUCCAUUCCAGAAAGUCAAGCAUCAAGAGUAUACAGAAACCCAAAGGUACAUAUCCAUGUCUCGGCAGUGUAAAGGAAUGGUGCAUUGCGUGGUGGCAUUCCGGACGAGAAGAUUCCGAUGAAUAUCCCUACGAACAGGAGGAACCAUCUGAUAUGGGUUGUGCCUCCAAUAUGAUGCGGGAUACAUAUUCACUUGGCGGAAGCGUAAGUGGUGUGCGCCCACCGAGCAUUUUGCUACCAGAUGUUUCACCAAUUCCACUUAGGCCACCGCUAACGCCAUUGUCACAAAUGCAGGAUAUGAACUCUGUGGGUGGUAAUCGAGAAUCGAGAUCCUUGUCGAACAACAACAAAAUGGCGACACGUUCAGUUAGUCAGGAGUCGGUAUACACUAUACUGAUACGCUUGCCGCCCGAUGGUGCGAGCGCUGGCAAUGGCGUCGAGAUGGCACCAUCAAUCAAAAUGAUUCACGAGGAUUCACCAAUUGCACCUACAAACCUUCUUCCGCGAAGAACUUUACCAUCAAGAGACUCGGAAUAUAGUCUGCCAUUAGGUCGGAGAAUGUCUCACAUAGCUCCGGACGUUCGAAUUCCAUUAAAUGCUAAAAUCAUUCCCAAACAGUUGGGUAAAACGCCACACGCCAUAUCUCGACAUGCUGGCAAGAAAAAAAAGAAAUCACAAGAAAAACGACAAGAAUCAAAAGCAGCAAAAACACUCUCGGCAAUUCUAUUAAGCUUCAUCAUCACCUGGACACCGUACAAUAUUCUAGUCUUAAUAAAACCAUUAACUACCUGUUCCGACUGCAUACCCAACGAGUUGUGGGAAUUUUUUUACGCCUUGUGCUACAUCAACUCAACAAUCAAUCCUGUUUGUUAUGCCCUUUGCAAUGCCUCCUUUCGAAGGACAUAUAUACGCAUUCUAACAUGCAAAUGGCACACCCGAAAUCGCGAAGGAAUGGUCCGUGGAGUUUACAACUAAUUACAUCAAGUUCAUGUAU